AAAAAAAAAGUUAUCCUUUUGAGAUUCAGAUUAACACCAGAAUUUCCACUGGCAAAACUGGAUACUAGAAUUAAUUACAGCAGUGCUAUCAAGUUUCUGAAGAAAAUGUUUUUCAACCUGGAGUUCUACACCCAAACUAUCAUUCAAGAGUGAGAGCAGCAUAAAGACAUUUUUGUAUAUGCAGUCACUCAGUUUACCUUGUCAUAUGCUGUUAGGACAAUAUUUAAGAAAGUAAUUCAAAUAAAGGGGAACAUCAGGUCCCAGAUCAAAUCCAGUCACCCCAGGAUAGCCACGAAGGACUGUUCCAGCAUGAUCCUGUGUAGCAGACCCGGCAGAGAAUCAGGUCUACGUUGCAGCAGAAGGGUGCAGGGGCUCUGAGAAGGGAGUGUGAGCCAAGAUGAGAUCCUGAUUUAAUGCGGGUAUGGCUUGGGAGCUCAGAGAAGAUUGAGGCUUGGAUAAAGGUGAACGAUAUAAGAAAAAAGAAAGGCAAUGAGAAAAGCCAAGGAAAGCAAGAGUCAUGGUCCAAAUGUGAAGUACAUAAAGCAAUUGAUAGAACGUAAGAAUAGCAAGUCUGUUUGACCUUAAUGCUAAGAACAGUUUCCUUUGAGGCCAAGGGCUUCUGAUACUGCUCCCAGACAGAAAAGGGAAAAUCUAAAUACAGUUUGGUUCAGCACUGAAUAAUAAUAAUUUGGCUAUGUAAAAGAAUAGAUGACUGAAUUGUGGCUAAAAGACAAAAUGUGAGUGGUAAUAGGUCCUGUAAGUGUAAAGGUAUAGCUGGUAGAUGGCAAGACAUGGAGAAACUAACAGGAAAGUUUGGAAGGAAGAAUCCAAGUGCUGAUAGCUUUGUCUCAAUAACUAGGGAAUCAAGAUUUUUGUCAAAAGUUGAAGGGAAAAUAGAGGUUUAAAUCUUCAAAACUCAGAGUAGCAAAUAGAGGAACUAAAUCUAGUUAUUAAACAUAGGAUGGGAAGUGGCAAGCAGUUUGUUCUUUCCUUUUCAUAUUAUGGGGCCAAUAGUAAUUGCCUAAAGCUGAUAAAUCAAUACAUAUAUAAUAAUCCAGAAUUAUGGAGAAGUAAAUCCCAGAAUGAAAAGAGGUUUAUCCAGAGUGUGGGGCUUAGGAUGAGUUUGGAAUCUGUUGCUUUCUACCAUUAAGUCCUUUAUUUUUGAUUUUCUAUCAUUUGUACUUAUUACUCUAGCAAAAAUUAAAUCCUGAGUUUGAAAAUGGGUUAAAUGUAGAGGUGACACAAUUGCCACAGUAUUUCUACUUUCUAACUUUUUAGGUCUUAAUUUGGACAAACUAAGAAGGCUGUGUUUUAAAUUAAGCAAUAAUAGUGUUCUUGUUCUAAUGGUGCAAUAUUUCAUGUUUCCUCUGACCAGCUUGCAUAGCUAGGGGCAGAAUCUUUAAUCCUUGAGGAAAUGAAUUACUGCCAAAGACAGUGAAGCAAAGCUGCCAUUGUUCUUGGAGUUUUAAAAGUGUCCCAGUGUUUAGAACUUUUGAAGUAUUUUUGCAAAAGUAUACCAGCUCUCUUUGGGGGAGAACUUGAAUAUAUGAAACAGGGGUGUGGCUUACUUGAAGAAUUUUGAAAUAACCUUGUGUUCAUAGCAUGAUAGUGAGUCCGGAGUCUUUGUGCCCAGAGCUCUGAUUAUACUCCAAAGAUCUGAAUUUAUAUCAUAUCCCCAGUUACUGUUAUACUUAUAUCGUUAGAUUUUUACAUUCCAUUUUAGAAUUUCAAUGUUUAUUUCUUAUCUUUAAAGAUGAUACUGUGGUUUUGAGUUUUGCCUUUUAAGUGUGGGUUUCUGAUAUGUUGAAAUCCCAAGGCAGUUUUUAUUUCAGUGCAGCUUUAAAAUUCAGUGGAGGUCAUUGUCCACUGGCCGGUUGUGAAAUGAUCUUAGUUCACACCCAGAUUCUUGCCCUGUGUUCAGUUUUUCUUGCUUUGACUGGAUAUGGGAAUAGACCUCUUAGGCUCUGCUCUGUUAAUCUCCACCACUUGUGGAGAACAAGUAGCAGAUAGUGGCUGGGGGAAGCCAACCCACUCUGAGGGACUGGGCAUGUGAAUGGGACAACAUCCACAGCUUUUUCUAAACCUACAAAUGCCCUAACUCAUAUCCCUUGGUCCCUGUCACUCUGAAGGUCGAGUUGUCACAUAGCUCUUACUUCCUUCAUACGUACUGGGACGGUCAGUAAUGAGUGCUGCCGCUGCCCUGGUCCUAGGAGUUGUUGCAAGCAUCCUGGUGGUGCCCAGAGAGUACUUGCUUUUCACACUGAACCAUCUGGGUGGCCUGGGUCCAGUUUUUGGCGUUUAAGGGCCUUGGAGGGAAAGGGAAGAAAGCUGGAAUUUGAGCAUAAAUUGGAUUUUGUGUGGGCUGAGGGUCUUCCUAGGUGUAGACUGUCCCUGCUGGACCUGUACCCACUGUGCUAGCUCAGGAGCCAACUGUGUUCUGAACAGCUUAGACCAGCACCCAGACCCUAAAUGACCUAGAUUAGGAAGUAGAUAGGUUGUUCUCUGCUGUCAUUGUUUGGACACAGCUCUAUUUACCUUAUUUAUUGUUCCUGCUCCCCAUAGCCUCAGCUAAUGGGCUGUGUUCUCCUGCCUUUAAGGCUGGUUCCAGGCAGAAUUUAAGAGCCUUUGCUUGUUUCCUGAACCAGGGAGUACAGCUUUACCUUGAAGAUGAAGGCACCUCCAGUUGCAGAAUGUGGUUGGGGUUACUGUGUUCUCUCAUCAAGGUGUAGCUUUACCUUACCUUUCGAUGAUGGGUUCUGCCACCUUAUCGCGGUGGGUCGCAGGAGACCAGGUGCAACCGGAGCAGGGGCGCCCUCUGCUGCUGGGUGUCUGCUCUUCUUCCCACAGCCGCCCAGGGGAUUUUUGAGGGGCAGUGGAACACCCCUGCUUCCUCCAUCCCCUGCAGGACCACCCCACGUGGAGGAAGGACAGUGCCAGGACCAUGUGCAGGCAAAGCCUGCCCAGAAGCAGUGCAGCAGCUAAAGUUAUUCUCCGUGGGUUGCUCGUGGGGGCCCCGCGGGCAGAAGCGCUUCCACUGCAGAGAGCCAACAGAACUGGAGGGCUGUACAGCUGCGACAUCACCGCCCGGGGGCCAUGCACACGCAUCGAAUUUGAUAACGAUGCUGACCCCACGUCAGAAAGCAAGGAAGAUCAGUGGAUGGGGGUCACCGUCCAGAGCCAAGGUCCGGGGGGCAAGGUUGUGACAUGUGCUCACCGAUAUGAAAAAAGGCAGCAUGUUAAUACGAAGCAGGAAUCCCGAGACAUCUUUGGGCGGUGUUAUGUCCUGAGCCAGAAUCUCAGGAUUGAAGACGAUAUGGAUGGGGGAGAUUGGAGCUUUUGUGAUGGGCGAUUGAGAGGCCAUGAGAAAUUUGGCUCUUGCCAGCAAGGUGUAGCAGCUACUUUUACUAAAGACUUUCAUUACAUUGUAUUUGGAGCCCCGGGUACUUACAACUGGAAAGGGAUUGUUCGUGUAGAGCAAAAGAAUAACACUUUUUUUGACAUGAACAUCUAUGAAGAUGGGCCUUAUGAAGUUGGUGGAGAGACUGAGCAUGAUGAAAGUCUCGUUCCUGUUCCUGCUAACAGUUACUUAGGUUUUUCUUUGGACUCAGGGAAAGGUAUUGUUUCUAAAGAUGAGAUCACUUUUGUAUCUGGUGCUCCCAGAGCCAAUCACAGUGGAGCCGUGGUUUUGCUAAGGAGAGAUAUGAAGUCUGCACAUCUCCUCCCUGAGCACAUAUUCGAUGGAGAAGGUCUGGCCUCUUCAUUUGGCUAUGAUGUGGCGGUGGUGGACCUCAACAAGGAUGGGUGGCAAGAUAUAGUUAUUGGAGCCCCACAGUAUUUUGAUAGAGAUGGAGAAGUUGGAGGUGCAGUGUAUGUCUACAUGAACCAGCAAGGCAGAUGGAAUAAUGUGAAGCCAAUUCGUCUUAAUGGAACCAAAGAUUCUAUGUUUGGCAUUGCAGUAAAAAAUAUUGGAGAUAUUAAUCAAGAUGGCUACCCAGAUAUUGCAGUUGGAGCUCCGUAUGAUGACACGGGAAAGGUUUUUAUCUAUCAUGGAUCUGCAAAUGGAAUAAAUACCAAACCUACACAGGUUCUCAAGGGUAAAUCACCUUAUUUUGGAUAUUCAAUUGCUGGAAACAUGGACCUUGAUCGAAAUUCCUACCCUGAUGUUGCUGUUGGUUCCCUCUCAGAUUCAGUAACUAUUUUCAGAUCCCGGCCUGUGAUUAAUAUUCAGAAAACCAUCACAGUAACUCCUAAUAGAAUUGACCUCCGCCAGAAAACAGCGUGUGGGGCGCCUAGCGGGAUAUGCCUCCAGGUUAAAGCCUGUUUUGAAUAUACUGCUAAACCUGCUGGUUAUAAUCCUUCAAUAUCAAUUGUGGGCACACUCGAAGCUGAAAAAGAAAGAAGAAAAUCUGGGCUAUCCUCAAGAGUUCAGUUUCGAAACCAAGGUUCUGAGCCCAAAUAUACUCAAGAACUAACUCUGAAAAGGCAGAAACAGAAAGUGUGCAUGGAGGAAACCCUCUGGCUACAGGAUAAUAUCAGAGAUAAACUGCGUCCCAUUCCCAUAACUGCUUCAGUGGAGAUCCAAGAACCAAGCUCUCGUAGGCGAGUUAAUUCACUUCCAGAAGUUCUUCCAAUUCUGAAUUCAGAUGAACCCAAGACAGCUCAUACUGAUGUGCACUUCUUAAAAGAGGGAUGUGGAGACGACAAUGUAUGUAACAGCAACCUUAAACUAGAAUACAAAUUUUGCACCCGAGAAGGAAGUCAAGACAAAUUUUCUUAUUUACCAAUUCAAAAAGGUGUACCAGAACUAGUUCUAAAAGAUCAGAAGGAUAUUGCUUUAGAAAUAACAGUGACAAACAGCCCUUCCAACCCAAGGAAUCCCACAAAAGAUGGCGAUGACGCCCAUGAGGCUAAACUGAUUGCAACGUUUCCAGACACUUUGACAUAUUCUGCAUAUAGAGAACUGAGGGCUUUCCCUGAGAAACAGUUGAGUUGUGUUGCCAACCAGAAUGGCUCGCAAGCUGACUGUGAGCUUGGAAAUCCUUUUAAAAGAAAUUCAAGUGUUACUUUUUAUUUGGUUUUAAGUACAACUGAAGUCACCUUUGACACCCCAGAUCUGGAUAUUAAUCUGAAGUUAGAAACAACAAGCAAUCAAGAUAAUUUGGCUCCAAUUACAGCUAAAGCAAAAGUGGUUAUUGAACUGCUUUUAUCGGUCUCGGGAGUUGCUAAACCUUCCCAGGUGUAUUUUGGAGGUACAGUUGUUGGCGAGCAAGCUAUGAAAUCUGAAGAUGAAGUGGGAAGUUUAAUAGAGUAUGAAUUCAGGGUAAUUAACUUAGGUAAACCUCUUAAAAACCUCGGCACAGCAACCUUGAACAUUCAGUGGCCAAAAGAAAUUAGCAAUGGCAAAUGGUUGCUUUAUCUGGUGAAAGUAGAAUCCAAAGGAUUGGAAAAGAUAACUUGUGAGCCACAAAAGGAGAUAAACUUCCUGAACCUCAAGGAGUCUCACAACUCAAGAAAGAAACGGGAAAUUACUGAAAAACAGAUAGAUGAUAGCAGAAAAUUUUCUUUAUUUGCUGAAAGAAAAUACCAGACUCUUAACUGUAGCGUGAAUGUGAACUGUGUGAACAUCAGAUGCCCGCUGCGAGGGCUGGACAGCAAGGCGUCUCUUAUUUUGCGCUCGAGGUUAUGGAACAGCACAUUUCUAGAGGAAUAUUCCAAACUGAACUACUUGGACAUUCUCGUGCGAGCCUUCAUUGAUGUGACUGCUGCUGCCGAAAAUAUCAAGCUGCCAAAUGCAGGCACUCAGGUUCGUGUGACUGUGUUUCCCUCAAAGACUGUAGCUCAGUAUUCAGGAGUACCUUGGUGGAUCAUCCUAGUGGCUAUUCUCGCUGGGAUUUUGAUGCUUGCUUUAUUAGUGUUUAUACUAUGGAAGUGUGGAUUCUUCAAACGCUCUAGGUACGAUGACAGUGUUCCCCGAUACCAUGCUGUAAGGAUCCGGAAAGAAGAGCGAGAGAUCAAAGAUGAAAAGUAUAUUGAUAACCUUGAAAAAAAACAGUGGAUCACAAAGUGGAACGAAAAUGAAAGCUACUCAUAGUGGGGGGCCUAAAAAAAAAAAAGCUUCACAGUACCCAAACUGCUUUUUCCAACUCAGAAAUUCAAUUUGGAUUUAAAAGCCUGCUCAAUCCCUGAGGACUGAUUUCAGAGUGACUACACACAGUACGAACCUACAGUUUUAACUGUGGAUAUUGUUACGUAGCCUAAGGCUCCUGUUUUGCACAGCCAAAUUUACAACUGUUGAAAUGGAUUUUUCUUUAACUGCCUUAAUUUAACUUUCUGGGUUGCCUUUGUUUUUGGCAUGGCUGACUUACAUGUGUUGGGGAAGGGCCUGCCUAGUUGCAUUCGGGUGACAUCCUCCCGAUAGUGCAGGUGAGUGUAGGUGCCUCCUCAGCUACACUAACAGAGUGGCCGUCCUAACCUCGGGACUGCUGCGCAGACAUCCAUCACGUUAGCUGUCACACAUCACAAGACUAUGCCAUUGGGGUAGUUGUGUUUCAAUGGAAAGUGCUGUCUUAAACUAAAUGUGCAAUAGAAGGUGAUGUUGCCAUCCUGCCAUCUUUUCCCAUUUCCUAGCUGUGUGAAUACCUGCUCACGUCAAAUGCAUACAGGUUUCAUUCUCCCGUUCACUAAAACACACAGGUGCAACAGACUUGAAUGCUAGUUAUACUUAUUUGUAUGUGGUAUUUAUUUUUUCUUUACAAACCAUUUUGUUAUUGACUAACAGGCCAAAGAGUCUCCAGUUUACCCUUCAGGUUGGUUUAAUCAAUCAGCAUUAGAGUAUGGGAGGUCAUCACGUUGACCUAAAUUAUUUACUACAAAAAGAAAAUCUUUAUAAAUGUACUAGAGUUGUUUUAAUAACUUAUCUAUAAAUUAUAACCUCUCCUUCAUGACAACCUCCACCCCACAACCCAAAAGGUUUAAGAAACAGAAUUAUAACUGUAAAGAUGUUUAAUUAUUUCAGGCAUUGGAUAUUUUUUAGUUUAGAAGCCUGCGUAAUGUUUCUGGAUUUCAUAUUGUAACAUUCAGGAAUUCUUGGAGAAAAUGGGUUUAUUCACUGAACUCUAGUGCAGUACUGCUGCAAAUACUGUAUGUUCAGGACUUGAAAGAAAUGGUGAAUGCCUAUGGUGGAUCCAAACCGAUCCAGUAUAAGACUACUGAAUCUGCUACCAAAACAGUGAUUCCAGUCAGAGCAUCGUGGCUUUUACAUUGUUAAAUGUUAUUGGAACCAUUUAAUCAGUGAGUCGAUAUUCCAUUUUUUAUUUUGUUUCCUCCCCUAUCUGUAAUCCCAAAAUUACUUUGGGACUAAUUUAACCAGAACUUUGAAUUGUGUUUUUAAUUGUAAAAAUGGCAGGGAGUGGAAUUAUCACUCUAUACAUUCAAUAGAGAUUGAAUUGAAUAGAUAUGAAACCUGAUUUUUUUUUAAUUACCAUGCUUCACAAUGUUAAGUUAUAUGGAGAGCAACGGCAAACAGGUGCUAAUUUGUUUUGGAUAUAGUAUAAACAGUGUCUGUCUUUUGAAAGAACAGAACACAGUUGUAGUGCCACUGUUUUGGGGGGCUUUUUUCUUUUCAGAAAUCUUAAACCUUAAGAAACUAAGGACGUUGUUUUGGUUAUACUUUGGAAUUCUUAUUCACAAAAUAUAUUUUGUUUACAAAAAUGUCUGUAAAUAAAGUCUGUUUCUUGCUUGGGGAACUUGUGUCCCUAAUGUGUUUAGAUUGCUAAGGAGCUGAUAUUUUGACAGUUUUUAGACCUGUGUUAUUUAAAAAAAAAAAAGUCCCAAAAAGGGUGUUGGGAGGGUGGUUCAACAAAGAAACAAAGAUGUUACGGUGUUCAAAUUUAUAGUUGUUAAAAAUGUCAUCUCAAGUCAAGUCACUGGUCUGUUUGCAUUUGAUACAUUUUUAUACUAACUAGCAUUGUAAAAUUAUUUCAUGAUUAGAAAUUACCUGUGGAUAUUUGUAUAAAAGUGUGAAAUAAAUUUUUUAUAAAAGUGUUCAUUGUUUCAUAACAAGCAUUGUAUAUGUGAAGCAAACUCUAAAAUUAUAAAUGACAACCUGAAUUGUCUAUUUCAUCAAA
Cercocebus atys (sooty mangabey) is the source of this 8126-nucleotide messenger RNA. It is a transcript of the gene ITGA6, whose product is annotated as integrin, alpha 6. Bases 2942 to 6091 code for a protein of 1049 amino acids. The record is from RefSeq and is a predicted model, not a curated record. Gene Ontology annotation, cellular component: integrin complex; external side of plasma membrane. Gene Ontology annotation, molecular function: integrin binding. Lineage: Eukaryota; Metazoa; Chordata; Mammalia; Primates; Cercopithecidae. Gene Ontology annotation, biological process: integrin-mediated signaling pathway; cell-matrix adhesion; leukocyte migration. The transcript has 25 exons.